This is a messenger RNA of Physella acuta, 1412 nucleotides long. Its product is annotated as OCIA domain-containing protein 1. The record is from RefSeq and is a predicted model, not a curated record. Gene Ontology annotation, cellular component: endosome. Lineage: Eukaryota; Metazoa; Mollusca; Gastropoda; Physidae.
AACGAUAACCAGGCCCUACCUACAAAGUCACGUAGUAUAACCUAAUUUUAAGUCCAGUGUCACUCUGUGUGUGUAGUGUAAAAGUGUAGGCUAGCGAGAGUAAAUUGCACCGUGUAGUGUAAAUGAUGUGUAUAUUUACAGUUCAAUAUAUUCAGUGACUGAGUUUGUUACUUGAGUGAAUAGUCACAAAACUAAUGGUGUAAUCAUAUACGACAAAACAGUCUAAUCAGUCUAAUCUGAACUUUAUAAAAAAUUAAAUUAGCAAUGUCUUCUGGACCGCCUUUGCCAGAUCCACUACCUCCUCUUGACAGACAAAAUUUAAAUAACCCCAUUGAGACACAAGGGACUUCAAGACACGAAGAAGCUCAAAACGUUUUGGCAAUGUUAACAGAUGAAGAAAGAAUGAUUAUGAAAGAAUGUGAAAGAGACAGCUUUUACAAAAGAGCUCUACCUGCAUCAGUUGGUGCUAUGUCUGCUGCCUUCAUGAUGGUGAAAAGUGGAAGAUGGGCUGCACAUCCAAAAUAUGGACCUAUACCUAAAGUCAUUAUUGCUGGUUUUGUUGGCCAUUUUAUUGGUAAAGUGAUGUACCUGCCUGUUUGUCAGCAGAAAAUCCUAACUAAAUUGCCUAACUCCAACUUGGCAGCUGCUAUCAGGAAGUCAAAGGGUUUGCCAGACCCAGAACAACAGGUAGAUACAUGGGAGGAGGGUGCAGGUAGAAGUAACAGGCAUUCUAAGCUAGAAGAAUAUAAACCUGUGGAUGGUCUAGAUGACAGAUUUCGUCCCAGUGUCGAUAGAGAUGUAAAGGAACCAGCUGUAUCUCCACAAGAGAAGAACACUAUUACUUAUGAUGAGCUGCGGCGAAGGAACCGCCAAGAGCAUGAAGAUUAUAAGAAGCAGCAGGUACCACCACCUGGUUCACAGAAAACAUGGCCUGACUCUGGUGAUAGAGCUCAGCCAGACAAUAGAGAAACAGACAUCAGGAUGGAACCACCACCUUACCAAGCACCCCCAAAAAGAAAGCGAACUAACAUGUGGGGAGAUCCAAUUGAAGAAUAAUGUACACUUAAUGCUUAGGUGUUCAAAUUAUAUUAGUGUGCUGUAUAAAGCUGAGUUUGUCAUUUAUAGCUGUUGGUACAUGAAGCAUUAGAUCUUGUUUUGUUAUUGACUGAUAAUGUGUAUGCAAGAAGCAGAGAGCCCAGCAGAUGUUAUAAAAAUUGACAAUUGUUAACAGAUUCUAAGUUUAUGAUUGUGAUAAUAAGUUAAAGAUAGAUUGCUUUGAGAACAAUAAUAGAUGAUUACAUUGGCAUGAAAGCUAUUGAUGAGAGCAAUUUAAAAGUACAGUAUAUCAUUGUAUACAAUAGAGCUUUGUUUGUUUUUUUACUAUAUAUUAUAAAUUAAAGUUAACAUUCAAU